This is a messenger RNA of Eimeria acervulina, 555 nucleotides long. RefSeq lists its product as hypothetical. Bases 1 to 555 code for a protein of 184 amino acids. The record is from RefSeq and is a predicted model, not a curated record. NCBI's taxonomy places the organism in Eukaryota, Apicomplexa, Conoidasida, Eucoccidiorida, Eimeriidae. The transcript is spliced from 2 exons.
AUGGAGCAGUCUCUAGCAAUAAGAGACAUUGUUGCAGCAGUUGCUGCUCAAAACCAGGCAGCAGCAGCAGCAGCUGCUGCUGCAGCAGCAGCAGCAGCAGCUGCUGCUGCUGCAGCAAAUGCUGCGGAAGAUAGCACAGGGGAACCGAUCCAGGCAGAAGAACCACUCAAAGGGGCCAGACAAUUCGCCGCUGCUGCUGCAGUGCAGCAGAAGCAGCAGCAGCAGCAGCAAGACAAGGCAGGGAUAGCCCCAGCAACUACAAGAUGCUCCAGUAUGCAGAAUGAGCAGCAGCAACAGCAGCAGCAGCAGCAGCAGCAGCAACGGGUCCUCUUUCUGACGUCGAAUUUGAGGAGACAACUCGCAAUCCUGACGGCUUCCCUCUGUCUCUCCCUCUGCGGAUCCCCGCGCUGUCUCGGCUUGAGAGCGUUAUAUUCGGGUGUCUCUCAACCUCUGCAGCAGCAGCAGCAGCAGCAGCAGCAGCAGGAGGAGGAGGAGGAGGAUCAGGGUCAGGAUCAGCAGGAGGAGCAGCAGCAGCAGCAGCAGCAGCAUGCAUAG